GUUCAGUCUGACAGGUGUGCGCCUGGGGAGCUGCGCCGCACCACCUUCAGUCUCUGCCUUGGGGUUGGUUCGGUUUGACUCCGAGGGCUGACUCGCUCCUCCUGCGUGUCCCCAGUUUAGAUCCUAAGGAACGAAGUUCACAAGGGCGCCUGGCCAGCUACAUUUCUGACGGAGGAACUGCUGCGUUGGAGAUGAAGAAGGAAGUGUGGCUGAUGCUUAUGGUGGCGUUUGUUACCAAUGUACCACAGUUGCCUGCCAACCCACUCAAAUGCGACCAGGAUGAGUACCUGGACGAUCAGGGGAGAUGCAGCCCUUGUCUGAAAUGUGGUCCUGGAACGGAGCCUUCCAAGGAGUGUGGUUAUGGUGAAGGGGGAAGUGCCCAUUGUGUUCCAUGCCCGCCCAGGAGGUUCAAGAACAACUUGAGCCACCUUGGCUGCAAGCCCUGCGUCUCAUGCAGUCUCCUCAACCGGUUCCAGAGACACAACUGCUCCUCCAUCUUGAAUGCAGCCUGUGGAGAGUGUUUCCCCGGUUUCUACAGGAAAACUCAAAUUGGAGGGCUCAGGGCUCAGGAAUGCAUUCCUUGCACAAGGCGGACCCCCUCCUCUGAGCUCGAUUGCGACUCCGGAGAGAGCGUAGUGCCGGUGAAGUAUCCCAUACCUGCUACUCAGGACCUGCUCUUUAUUGUGCUGACCCUCACCACAUUUAUCAUCACUGGGUUGGCACUGGUGACUGUCACCAUCCUCUACUGCAGACGGAUCUGGAAGAACCACUGCCAGCAUGCGUUCCAGAGUAGUCAGGAUUUAUCUGACGAGGAGGGGACAUUUCAAGAUUCUGCCAUGUCUGCUCGCUUCCCUUGCCGCACAUUCCUGUCCAACACCUGCUCUGUAGCCAUCAAGCGUUUGAGUCCUUGGCAAAGGCCACAGGAAGGUCUGGCUGAAGCUGUCCACUUUGUCUCAAGAUCUCCUGGGGUUCACUGGCCCUUCCAGGAGCCUGACCGGGACUUUGCUCAGGUGAUUCCUGCCAACAACCAAGCUCCUCUGGGCAGGAGCGUUGCGGAGCACCAACACUUUUUCAGGGACUCUGGCUACAGCGACUAUUCCUUGACAGACCUUAGACAGGACGGUGGUGCAGCCCCCAGUGCCCCCCCAGUGGCCCCUGUCUCCUCAUGUGCCACGGAGAGGCUACACCACUGGCCUCAUGCCCCCGUGGAGUGUACAGAGCUGGACCUGCAGAACCUCUCCACCCAGGCUGACAUCCUGGCCACCAUAAGAGAAGAGAAUCACCAUGGGGAAGGGGCUGCUCAGGCAGGGAGCGGAAGUGGGCUGGAGCUGAACCCUACAACUCCUGAAUGUCCUGCCUGCCGAGAAGCAGAGGCUUGGCUCUCUCCUCAAUCUUUUUCAUCCUUCCAAAACCUUACAGUUGAAAGCAGGGAGCAGCCGGAGAGUGAUGUUUGGAACCUCGCAGUCAAGACUGACGAUGCCACACAAGGUGAAGAAGUGUGCACCAUUUGCCAGCAGUAGUCCAGUUGUGCUCCAAUGUGACAUCAGAGUCAGUGUGUCAUACUAGGAGCUAGGAAAGACCAGGGCUGAAUUCUCCACUUGGACAUGAGGCUCAUGUCAUGAGACAAAGGUUCUUGAGAGCAGAAUAAGUAACGCAAGGCCUACAAGGCCUACACAAUCAUUCAAGCCUGAAAACUGAUAAUUGUUAAAAUCUAACUGCUGAAUCAUUGUGAUUAAUCUACAGGAUCACUCAUUCUCUCUAUAAAUUUGUAGCCUGUUUGCAGGCAGGCCCAGUGUAGUAUCUGUGCUGUUGUUGAAAUGUGUUGCUGUGAAUGUAAUUCUAAGGCAGGCAGAGUGGCCCCAGGCCUCUAGUUAAUCAGUAGCUAAGACUAUGCCUCUGUGAAGAGUCAGAUAGCUACUUUGAGCUCUCUGUGUAUGCUCUUUAACCAUGCUGUUUAUGAACAAGUUAAUUUUCUUCAGUAAAGUUUAAUUCUGUUUAUGAA
This is a messenger RNA of Podarcis muralis (Common wall lizard), 2002 nucleotides long. RefSeq names its product ectodysplasin A2 receptor (gene EDA2R). Gene Ontology annotation, molecular function: signaling receptor activity; protein binding. NCBI's taxonomy places the organism in Eukaryota, Metazoa, Chordata, Lepidosauria, Squamata, Lacertidae. Gene Ontology annotation, cellular component: plasma membrane. Gene Ontology annotation, biological process: positive regulation of JNK cascade; positive regulation of canonical NF-kappaB signal transduction. The record is from RefSeq and is a predicted model, not a curated record.